ACACUGCACCCGAGUUGCAUUACACGUUCAUAGAGCAAGCGCUACACCCGGGACCUUCGUUGGCGUUGCACUGCGCGGCGUCGGGCUCACCACCACCACGUUUCACCUGGCUUCUGGAUAACCAACCAGUUGAAGAACACAACACACCACAAAGGUCAAUAUCCCAGUUCAUGAAUUCCAAUGGGGAUGUGGUCAGCUAUCUGAACGUGUCAUCAGUGCGACCUGAUGACGGCGGCCGGUACACGUGCAGAGCUCACAACUCUCGGGGAGCGGUCGAGCAUUCCACCAGGCUGAACGUUUAUGGUCCUCCGUCAAUAAGGAACAUCGGGCCGGUCCGCGUGGUAGCCGGCCUCAACACAACGAUCCACUGUCCCUACUCUGGAUUUCCAAUCAGCGAAAUCCGUUGGCAGCGCGGCGGAUUGGAUCUGAGUUCUACAGGAGGCAGGGCUCUGUCUGGUAUCGGUGGUGAACUGCUGCUAUGGCCUGCUGAGUCGGCUGAUGCAGGAGUGUACUCCUGCCGAGUGACGUCCCCAUCAGGACAGUAUGCGCAGAAGGAUGUUCAAAUAUUUGUUAGAAAUCCGCCAAAAAUAGCUGGUUUCAAUUUUCCAACCGACCUCGUGGAAGGUAGUUCCAUUCAAGUGUUAUGUGGCAUCACAUCCGGUGACAAACCAGUGUACUUCUCCUGGCUGAAAGAUGGACAGCAUAUUCCUUCUAAUUUGCAGGUUCAGGAGAAAUCAUUAGACGAGUUCAGUUUCCUUAUCUUCUCGCAUGUUACAUCAAAGCAUAGCGGCGAGUACACAUGUGUGGCAAGCAACACCGCUGCGGAAGUUAAUCACACCGCUAGGUUAGCUGUAAAAGUGGCUCCCUCGUGGGUAUACGAACCUCAAGAUGUAUCCGCUUUACUCGGCACUCAAAUCAUGACACAUUGCUCUACUAAAGGUUAUCCGGAACCAAGAAUUACUUGGCUGAAAGGGCAUGGUACCGGAGUUGGUGAUUUCCGGCCAGUCUCCAACUUGGAUCUCCAAUUCUCUGUGCUUGCGAACGGAACAUUAAAUAUUGCACCGGCAGCUCAUCACCACGAGGGACAAUACAUGUGCAGAGCUGAAAACGGAAUUGGUAGAGGAUUAUCGAAGAUCAUAUCUGUAUCAGUUAACGAACCAGCCCAUUUCGAGUUCUCAUCUCGCAACAUGACAGUAAAACGAACAGCGGCAGCGGUGCUGCAGUGCGAUGCCCGCGGUGACCCACCUCUGCAGUUGCAGUGGACACACAACACACAACGUCUUGAUCUUACCACCUACAGAGUGUCUGUAUCUGAGAAGCGUUCAGAAAACGGUGUCAGUUCUCAGCUGAACAUUGCCCAUGCGGAGAGACGGGACUCCGGAGUUUAUAGGUGUCGCGCAGAAAAUUCAUACGGCCGUGAUGAACUGCUCAUAUACUUAGCUGUGCAAGAAUUUCCCGAAGCACCACGUGGACUUCAUGUCAUCCAACGUACUGCCCGCGGCGCUACCAUAUCCUGGCGACGAGGCUACGAUGGCAACGCACGCGUUCGCCUCUACAAACUGCAGUACCGUGUAGUCGGUGACCGUGACCGCCAGCGUGACCGUCAGCAUGACCGUCAGCUUGACCGUGACCGUGACCGUCACUAUGCAGACACUAGAGAUGACUGGGCUGAUGCUCCUACGAGGGAUGUUCUAGCUGAUAGAGUAACAGAGAGAGAGGAAGCUGCGGAACUCAGUUCAGAAGUAAUUCUGGAGUACAAUGUGGAGGGUUUUCGUCCAGCUACAGCAUACGCUCUCCGACUGGCGGCUGUCAAUUCUAUCGGAGAAAGCGAAUACUCAGACUCAGUCAUUAUACAAACGUCAGAAGAAGCACCAUCUGAACCUCCACAAAAUGUACAAGUUCAAGCUACCGGACCUGGUGAAUUGCUCGUCAAAUGGCAGCCGCCGCCGCAGGAGUCGUGGAACGGCGAGCUGCUGGGCUACGUGGUGUGGUGGCGCGAGGCGGAGGGCGGCGACAACCGGUCGCAGGCGCUCACGGCGGGCGGCUGGGGCGCGGCGCGCGCCGAGCUGGGCGGGCUGCGCGCGCGCGCCGCCUACCGCGUGCACGUGCGCGCCUUCAACGCCGUCGGCGCCGGCCCGCCCUGCGCGCCGCUGGCCGCCGCCACCGCGGAGGGAGUACCAGAAGCACCCCCGGAGCGCGUUCGCUGUGAGGCUAUAUCGUCUCAGUCCAUUCGCGUGUGGUGGGAGCCGCCGCCCCCCGCUGCUCGCGGCGGAGUGUUACUAGGCUACGAACUGGUGUAUGAGGCGGUGGACGAGGCGGAGGGCGCGAGCGCGGCGGCGCGGGCGUCGGGGCGGGAGGCGGUGCUGGCGGCGCUGCGGCGCGCGGCCAACUACUCCGUGCGGGUGCGGGCGCGCACCGCCGCCGGCGCUGGUCCGCCCGCCACGCUGCACUGCGCCACGCACGAGGACGUACCUGGACCACCGGCCGACGUCAAAGCCCUGGCAAACUCAGAAGACACUGUGCUAGUCAGCUGGCUCGCCCCACUGCAGAAGAAUGGCAAGAUCAAACAUUAUACAGCAUACUACAGGCCGCAAAGGACAGGACAGCACUCCCAAGUGAUGGUACUCCACAAAGAAGAUGAGGAGGAGUACCAAGUAGAAAUCAGGGGAUUGCAAACACACCAGACCUAUGAGUUUUGGGUCACAGCUGCCACAGCGUCGGGAGAAGGCGAAAUGAGUGCAAUUGUUGCGAGGAAGCCUAACAGUAGAGCGCCGGCGAUGCUGGCGUCGUUCGCGCGGCGCGUGGCGGCGGCGGCGGGCGCGCGCGUGCGGCUGCCAUGCCGAGCGGCGGGCGCGCCGGCGCCGCAGGCCACGUGGGCGCGCCGCCGCCCCGCGCCCCCCCUCACCGCUGACGCCGGUUUGCUGCUGGACGGGGCCGACCUCGUUAUAAUCAGUUUGGACAGCAGCUCAUCAGACAACUACACGUGCUCGGUGCGCAACCCGUGGGGCGCGGAGCGCGGCACGUGGCAGGUGGUGGCGCUGUGGCCGCCGGCCGCGCCUCGUGUCCGCCUGGUCGCCGCUGGCGCCGCGCGCCUGCAGCUCGCCUGGGACCCCGCUCCUGCCGCUACGCUUCCAGUACGAGGAUACACGGUGGAGUACCGGCGGGCAGAGGCGGGAGCCGGCGCGUGGGCGGCGGCGGAGGCGGGCGGCGCGGCGCUGACGCAUUCACUGGAGCGGCUGGCGUGCGGCGCCGCGUACGAGGUGCGGCUCACCGCGCGGAACUCCGUCGGAGUCUCCCCGCCCAGCGACACGCUGCGCGCGCGCACGCUAGGCGGACCCUCCCGAGCUGCACCAGAGAAAGACCUAAUCAGCUCAAACAGUACAUGCGUACGACUCAACCUUUUAACGUGGGACAGCAAUGGCUGCCCGCUCAGCGAGUUCACGGUAUCCGUGCGUAGCUUUGAGGAGAGCACUUGGAGGUCGCACACGGUGCCGGCCGUGCAGCCGACCGCGCUGUGCGGACUGGUGUCGGCCACGUGGUACCAUUUGAAAGUGAUAGCCAGUAGUGCAGCCGGUACCACAACGGGGAACUACUAUUUUUCUACACUGACGGAUGAAGGAGAGCGGAUCCCCGCGCCGGCGCAGUUCCCGCCGGGCGGGGAGGGCGCCGGCGACGGCCCGCGGGGCGCCGCGCUGCUGGCGGCCGGGGGCUGCGCCCUGCUGGCCACUCUUCUCUUGCUUGCCGCUUUUGCAUACAGAAGGACCCCUUCACCAUCGUGCUUUAAGAAAGGAUAUGAACAAGGUGACAUCUCAGAGGACGAGGACAAGUCAGUUGAGAAGAGGGACAAUAAACGUAAUUGCCAGCAAGUGUAUACAUCAUCACCUAUUAAACAUCCCAUCAGUAAAAAGGAGCAGCAAGAGAUGUACGAGAUCAGUCCGUACGCGACGUUCAGCAUGUCCGGCGCGGGUGCGGAGGCUGUGUCGGGCGGCACGCUGCGUACGUUCGGCCGCGGGGAGCCGCCGCCGCUGGCCGCCGCGCCGCCCGCAGCGCACAAGCGACGGGACCCGCUCAACUCAGAUGAAUAUACAUUAUCACGUGCUAUGACACUGAUGGUGCGACGUUCAGAGUCGGACUCCGACUCUAGUGGAUCGCCUUGUGCCGAGUGCAAUAGUUCAAGUGUCUCCUACAGGAUGCCUAUAGCGCCUUCUAAAGGGAGCGUGUCGGACGAGGUGUUCCGCGCGGUGACUGAUUCUAGCGCGGAAUCCGGUGCCGCGUCGUCGCGUGCCGCGCCGCGACACGACAAGCCGCGCCGCCGCCCGAGGCGGCACCACACGCCCACCAACUCCAGGUAUCAACAACGGCAGGAGCAGGAGAGGAGAGAUUUCACAAUCCACGUAUGAAUAUGACAAUAAAGACUGCUGCGAGUAUAAUUAUAAAUAAAUAAAUAUAUA
Molecule: messenger RNA, 4451 nt
Organism: Achroia grisella
Lineage: Eukaryota; Metazoa; Arthropoda; Insecta; Lepidoptera; Pyralidae
Product: cell adhesion molecule Dscam2-like
Exons: 28
Biological process (GO): cell-cell adhesion
Molecular function (GO): protein binding
Source: RefSeq, a predicted model, not a curated record